CGAUCCCCCCGCUGAAAGCCCCGGCAUGCCAUGGACACCGCUUCACACACGAUGAGGAUUCACUGCGAGCCCUUGUGUCUCACAGGAGAAUGAGGAAAAGGAGGAACUGGAAACGUGGGGACCACCUUGGAAAGUUUCAGUGAAGUCUCAAUGAAAGCGUCGGAAGAGCCCCUCUAGAUUUUGACUCAAUGGCGAAGAAAGGGCGUACGAAGGGCGAGAAGCCCGAGGCGCUUAUCUCUGCCUUACAGGCAGCCAAUGAAGAUCUCAGGUCCAAGCUAACUGACAUUCAGAUAGAGCUGCACCAAGAAAAAUGCAAGGUGAGCAAACUGGAGCGAGACAAGGUGCAGGAGGUGAAGCGUGUGCGCGAGCAGGAGCAGCACCGCCACACUGCCAUGCUGACGGAGCAGAGGGCCAAGUGGCAUGAGGACAAGCAGAAGGAGCUCCAGGCGCUCAGGGAGAACCUGACACGGCAGCACGAGCAAGAGCUGGCCCGCCACGCCAAAAUCAAAGAUCAGGAGAACCAGAGGCUCAAAGCCGCGCUGAGCGCCAUGCGCGACGGCAGCGGAGAGAAGGUGCGCACGGCGCUGACUCUGGAGGCCAAGGAGGAGGCGCGGCGCUUCUUCGACCAGGAGAGAGUGAAGCUGCUGCAGGAGAUCGCGGAGCUGAAGACCUCCAAGAAGCAGACCGACGAGGCGCUCAGCAACAUGAUCCAGGCCGACAAGAUGAAGGCCGGAGACCUGCGGGUGGAGCACCAGCAGCACCAGGAGCAGAUCUCCAAGAUCAAGUGGGACUGUGAGAGAGACAUCCGCAGACUGGUAGAUGAAAUCAAAUCUAAGGACCGCACCAUAUUCUCCCUGGAGAAGGAGCUGGAGUCGACGACAGGUUUCCUGCAGAAGCUGCAGCUUCAGAAAGACGCGCUGGACGAGCAGCUGUUUCUUGUCAAAGAGGCCGAAUGUGGCCUUGGAAGCCCGAAAAGAGAGAUCCCGGGCAGAGCCGGAGACGGCGCGGAGCACUGCGGCAGUCCGGACCUGAGGAGAAACCAGAGGCGCAUGGCUGAACUCAACUCAACUAUUCGCAAAUUGGAAGACCGCAACUCCAUACUGGUGGACGAAAGAAACGAACUGCUGAAGAGAAUUCGAGAGUCGGAGAAGCAGUGCAAGCCCCUGCUGGACAAGAACAAGCUGCUGAGCAAGAGGAACGACGAUCUGACCAAAUCCAUCCAGAAGCUGGAGGAGAAAAUGAAGAGCCUGGUCAAGGAGAACCUGGAGAUGAAGGAGAGAAUCAGCUCCAAUCCUCCGCUGAAGAAACUGAAGUCGCUGAAUGACUUGGACCAAGCCCACGAUGACCAGGAAAUAGCCUUUCUCAAGCUUCAGGUCCUGGAACAGCAAAGCAUGAUCGAUGAACUCACAAGGGAUCGAGAGAAACUACUCCGAAAGAAAAGACAUAAAAGAAGUUCAAGGCCUAUAAAGAGGCACAUCGUAGUCGACACUUUCUUCGGAUAUGACGAAGAGUCGAUGGACUCCGAGACUUCCUCGGUGGCUUCGUUCCGGAUGGACAGAACUCCGGCCACUCCGGACGAAGACCUGGACGAGGGUCUGGCAAACGAGGAGUCGGAGCUCCGUUUCCGCCAGCUGACCCGCGAGUAUCAGGCCCUGCAGCGAGCCUACGCCCUGCUGCAGGAGCAGAAAGGAGGCAUUCUGGAUGCAGAGAUGGAAGCAAAGGCUCAAGAGCAGCUCCAGGCAGAUGUUCUCAGGUAUAAAGAGAAAAUAGAGGACUUGGAAAAGGAGCUCACGCUGAAGGGACAGGACUCAAAGUGGGUGGAGGAGAAGCAGCUGUUUUUACGAAGGAAUCAGGAAUUAUUGGAGAAGGUGGAGAAGCUGGAUUCAGAAAACGGCCGGCUGCAGCAGGAGCUUCAGGACUCCAGAGACCAGAAUGAGCUGCUGGAGUUCAGGAUCCUGGAGCUGGAGGAGCGCGAGAGGAGAUCCCCGCCAUUCAAUCAUCUGAGGAUGCACCCUUUCUCAGAGGGGAUCAGCGCCUUGCAGAUUUACUGCAUGAAGGAGGGAGUUAAGGAUGUGUGCAUUCCAGAUCUAAUCAAACUAUUAGACAUCCUCGGAGAUAACGGGAACUUGAGGAAUGAAGAGCAGGUGGCCAUUAUUCAGGCCAGCACUGUUUUGUCCCUUGCAGAAAAGUGGAUCCAGCAGAUUGAAGGGACAGAAGCAGCGCUGCACCAGAAGAUGAUGGACUUGGAAAUAGAGAUGGAGAUGUUUUGCAAACAGAAAGGAUACCUAGAAGAGGAGCUGGACUACAGAAAACAGGCCCUGGACCAGGCCUACAUGCAAAUUCAAGAGUUGGAAGCAACCCUAUACAAUGCCCUCCAGCAGGACAAGGUAAUAAAGUACGGCGAGCCGCUGGACGAGCUGCAGAGGGACGAGCUGCGGACGGCGGUGGAGAAGCUGAGGAGGCAGAUGCUGAGGAAGAGUCGCGAGUACGACUGCCAGAUCCUCCAGGAGAGGAUGGAGCUGCUGCACCAGGCCCACCAGAGAAUCCGUGACCUUGAAGACAAGACAGAAAUCCAGAGGAGGCAGAUUAAAGACCUGGAGGAAAAGUUUCUAUUUCUGUUCUUGUUCUUUUCUCUUGCCUUUAUCCUUUGGCCUUGAAGCCUGUGGCGUGUCCCGUAGCAGAGGUGGCGUGUCAGCGUGGAGAUCUUGUUUGUGACUGCAGUGUUAUAUAUUUUCUGGACCAGCGUGAACCGGUGUGUGUAGCAGUGGCUGCUCGUGUCGUCACAUCAGUGACCACUGUCAGUAUCGGUGGACGUGUCGUUCAGUUCGUUGGCCCGUUCACACUUCAGAUGUCGUUUUAUUUCAUCUCUGAGAUAAUAUUGUUUCGAAAGCGGCUUGGGUUUCUCAGGAUCUUGCCCAGGAUUAUAUUUUUUACAGCCAUGCGGGACAUUAAACAUUACUCU
This is a messenger RNA of Salarias fasciatus (jewelled blenny), 2962 nucleotides long. RefSeq names its product janus kinase and microtubule interacting protein 2 (gene jakmip2). Gene Ontology annotation, molecular function: microtubule binding; kinase binding. Bases 189 to 2657 code for a protein of 822 amino acids. NCBI's taxonomy places the organism in Eukaryota, Metazoa, Chordata, Actinopteri, Blenniiformes, Blenniidae. The record is from RefSeq and is a predicted model, not a curated record. The transcript is spliced from 24 exons.